Xenopus laevis (African clawed frog) is the source of this 1339-nucleotide messenger RNA. RefSeq names its product intestinal mucin-like protein. The transcript has 10 exons. The coding region runs from base 1 to 1023 and encodes 340 amino acids. The record is from RefSeq and is a predicted model, not a curated record. NCBI's taxonomy places the organism in Eukaryota, Metazoa, Chordata, Amphibia, Anura, Pipidae.
AUGUACACAUCCACAGCCCUGUUAAUCAUAAGGGCUCAGGUGCAUCAGUAUGGAGACAGAUUUGUGUUGGAGUGCCAGGACUGUGAGUGCAGGGAAGGACACUUUGAAAUCACUUGCUCUCCGCAUGAGUGCCCUCUAGUGGAAACCACCUGCGAUGAAGAAGGUUUCUACCCGGUGACUUACAUUAGUUCUGAAGACAUGUGCUGCAAUAAGACUGAGUGCAGGUGUAAUCCCAGCCUGUGCUCUAACAGUCCCCUCAACUGUGAUCCUGGUUUCCAACUAAAUGCUACCUUUCCUGAAGGACACUGCUGCCCUAUUUAUACGUGUGUUCCAAAGAAUGUCUGCGUUUAUUAUAAUGCUGAAUAUUUGCCAGACACUCAGUUCUAUGAAAACUGUACAGUUUGUGAGUGCCUCUCCUCAUCACUAGAAGUAAGAUGCAACCCUGUGAAGUGUGCUGCUCAGUGUGACACUGGAUUUGAACCUCAGUACAAUUCAAGCAGCUGCUGCCCAGAGUGUAUUCAGACCCAGUGCGUUUUGAACAUCAAUGGAUCGACUUUGUUAAUAAAACCGGGAGAGUCAAUUACCAGAGAUUGCACAACAUUCAGUUGCCCUUCAUCAGGAGUGGGGUUUGAGAUUGGCGUAUCCGACAUAAUCUGUCCACCGUUUGAUGAAGAUGAAUGCAGACCUGAAAAUAUCCAACUGUCAAACGAUGGUUGCUGUAAAACAUGUAAUAAAAAGAAUGGAUGCAAGUUAAAAACGUAUCUGCAAAAUGUGACUUCUGAGAACUGCCAAGCACAGGUCCUCAUGACUCGCUGCGAAGGAUUAUGUGAAACCUAUUCAAUGUACUCAUCUGCCGCAAAUGAAAUCUCUCACACGUGCAACUGCUGUCGAGACACAGAGACUAGUAUCAAAAGUACAACACUGCUGUGCCAGGAUGGAAACCAAAUCAGCUACAUGUACACCGGCAUAGACCAAUGUGGAUGUAUGGGCACCGUGUGUGGCCUGCCAAAAACUCAACCCUGAGAUCUAUGAGAGGCUUUGUUUAAUUAAUUACUCAAGAAUUACUGGGCAAUAAACUCACAAAUAUGUGUUUUAGUGCCAUAAAAUAUAGAUCAAAUUCCUGGCCUGUACAUUAUACUGUCCUUUAAUCUUACCCUUUUACCUUUUUCUACUGACUUUUCUAUGAGAUGAAAAACAUGGCCCUGUGGAACAAUUCUUGCUCAAAUCAGUAGAAUAGAAAAAUGGAAUGUCCUUUAUUGUUUAAAUUAAAAACAUUAAAAUAUGUGGUUCUUAUUCAAAAAAUGUAUCCUUUCAAAUAAAUCUCUUUUCUUAAAUUGCA